This is a messenger RNA of Medioppia subpectinata, 936 nucleotides long. The record is from the annotation of a GenBank genome assembly. NCBI's taxonomy places the organism in Eukaryota, Metazoa, Arthropoda, Arachnida, Sarcoptiformes, Oppiidae.
AUGUCACAUUCACUUCUGGAGUAUAGGUUUGGCGAACUCUUGGGCAGAGGAACCUAUGGAACCGUUUACAAGGGCUUCAAAAAGGGAUCAAAACCCGAGGAAACAGUUGCCAUAAAAUGUGUGCAAAAGAACUCACUGUCGAAGGAAUCAAUUGAUGGCAUCAUUAAUGAGAUUUCCAUCACUAAGAGAGUGAAGAAUCAGUUCAUCGUUGAACUCAAAGACUUCAAAUGGAUUGAAAGCCAUAUAUAUUUAAUCUUCGAGUUCUGCUGCGGAGGAGAUUUGGCUCAACUGAUCCGACAGAGGAAAUGCUUCUCAGAGCCCAUUGUCCGCCAUUUUCUGCAACAGAUAGCGACGGCGUUGAAGACAUUGCGGUCGCAUUCCAUCGCUCACAUGGAUCUCAAGCCACAGAAUAUUCUCAUUUCAUCCAAGAUUUGUGGCAAUCAACUGCCGCGACUAUUGGUGUUUGAUUUGGACCACACUCUAUGGAACUUCGGUGUGGAUCAGUUCCACUUCAUUCCUCCGUACCAUCGAAACAACGGACAGAUCUAUGACUCGCACAACAAACCGAUGGACUGUUUCCCAGAAGUGCCGCAACUCUUGCGACGACUGUCUGGCGAUGGCUAUGAUCUGGCGGUCGCCUCGCGGACAACCUAUCCCUCGGGCGCCCACUCUCUCAUCGAUCUCUUCCAAUGGACUCAAUAUAUCAAAUACAGAGAGAUAUUUCCCGGCAGUAAAGUCACUCAUUUUAGUCAUCUUAAGACUAACUCCGGGUUUCAAUACAAAGAUAUGGUUUUGUUUGACGACGAGAACCGAAAUAUCGUCGAAAUCGGAUCCCUUGGGGUCUUCGCGGUUCCCAUUGACAGAGACAUUGGACUCACUGUCCGUAUUGUCGACGACACACUCCAAGCGUUUCAAUCGGACAAUACAUUCAAAUGA